Molecule: messenger RNA, 1839 nt
Organism: Uncinocarpus reesii 1704
Lineage: Eukaryota; Fungi; Ascomycota; Eurotiomycetes; Onygenales; Onygenaceae
Exons: 1
Coding region: 1-1839 (612 amino acids)
Source: RefSeq, a predicted model, not a curated record
AUGAGCUACUUGGCCUUCAGUUUUCAGCAACACUGCUUGUGCCCAACUAUCCAGUUCGCUGUGUGUAUUCAGGCAUUCAAGGAUGUAAGUGAUCGAGUGGUAAUUGUUGGAAUUGUCAUGCUAAUAAGUAGUAGGAAACUUGGUAUCGCGCUGAAGGCUCUUGGCCCUUUGAUUGACCAAAUAUGCACUAUUUAUGGCAUCGCAGGCUUGUCACUUGGAGUGCUCCAGGAUGGAGAAGUCAUCCACUAUGCAAACUUUGGUCACCGUGAUGUUGAGGCCAAAAUUCCGCCCGACGAGGACACAAUAUAUGCGAUAGCUUCCCUCUCAAAAUCGUUUACCUCUGCAGCAACGGGAAUACUUGUCGACCGCGGAGACCUGCACUGGCAUACUCAGAUACAGCACAUUCUUCCAGAUUAUCAGUGCUAUGAGAGAGGCGCAGUCUGCAAUGCUUCAGUUUCUGAUCUGCUAAGCCAUCGCACCGGAGUUCUGGGAGGCGACGCCUACUGGCUACUGUCAGACGGGGAUUCGGCUUUCGCGAGAGAUCAAUUUGCGCGCGUAUUUAAUUCCCUUCCCAUAACGGAGCCAAUGCGCACGGCCUUCGUUCACAACAAUUACGGAUACGAGCUUAUUGGCCAAGUAAUUGAAAGGGUUGCCGGAACAACGUUUGGAAACUUUGUAAAAGUCAACAUCUUGCAGUCGCUCGGGAUGAGCAGGACUUUUGAUUCAGUGAUCCCCCAGGAUACGGCGAAUGUCGCGCAACCAUACAUGAGUUUGCUUAAUCACACUGCUCAUAAAGUCAAAAUGCCCUUACAACGUCAAGAUGGGUUGUAUUCUGCGGCUGGUGGACUUCGUGCUUCCGUAUCAGACCUGCUAAAAUUCUACAACGCCCUGAUGGAUGCUGGAUUGUCGGAGUGGAACGAAGAUACCAAGCGUAUUCCCGAGAACCCCCUGAAAGAACUGCGAGCUAUAUGGUCUGGAAUGGUCAGCAUGCCGUUUUCUGGCCCUAGGGAACAUAGCGCUGCGCUCGGAUGGUAUCGUGCACAGCUGCCAUCCAACUUUGGCUUCGACGACCCAGAAGCUUCGAACCCCCUUGUAGGAAAUCGGUCUUCGUGUAAACUGGCUCUUUACAACCAAGGGGUUAUUCAGGGAUUCACAUCCUUCUCUGCACUGAUCCCGCAAACCCGCAGUGCUGUGGUGGUCCUCACCAAUUCAGCAGGGCUCGGUCUGCCUAGCAAGUUAGUUGCUAGCGCUCUUUUAAAUUUGCUCCUUGGAGAAGAUGUUGACCAAGAGGCGUACAAACUUGUUGCAGAGAAAAAUUACCGAGAGAUAACAUCGCAUGUCUUGGAUACCAUGAAGGAGCUGAAACGCCAACGAAAGGUUGAUACGCCAACCCGACCGCUGAAAGAGUACAUCGGCAAGUACUAUAAUACUCUCAACAAUUACUUCAUCGAGAUCAAGGAAACAAAGAAUGACUGCCUCUCUCUAUCAUUCAUGGGUAAAUCCAGGGAUACAUUCCAACUUUUGCCUUACGAUAGCGACAAAUUCUUCUGGUAUAUGACUUUUGACGAAUCUGUUUUGCGUGGAAGACCUACGGGUUACCCGAUGGACUAUUUUAUCAUCAAGUUUGCAUUUGAUGACAACGGAGUGGCACUUGAAAAUCCAGUUUUAUACUGGAAAUACGACCCGGAGUAUCCUGGCGAUGGAGAGCCAUUUACACUCUGCAGGACAUGCACGGGAGUUGCAACCCUAGGAAGUGAUAGGGGCAGCGAGAAACCAGCUCUCCCUGACUUUAGCAUGCGUUUCCAACUGAACAAAGGGAUCAGAAAUCCUAACAUCUAA